Durio zibethinus is the source of this 1379-nucleotide messenger RNA. RefSeq lists its product as uncharacterized. Gene Ontology annotation, biological process: regulation of DNA-templated transcription. Gene Ontology annotation, molecular function: RNA polymerase II cis-regulatory region sequence-specific DNA binding; DNA-binding transcription factor activity, RNA polymerase II-specific. Gene Ontology annotation, cellular component: nucleus. The record is from RefSeq and is a predicted model, not a curated record. NCBI's taxonomy places the organism in Eukaryota, Viridiplantae, Streptophyta, Magnoliopsida, Malvales, Malvaceae.
UCUUAUAUUCUCUCUUCAUUUUCCUUUCUCCCUCCCUUAUAUAUCUUCUUGGCGACUCCUUUCUGGUGUGCUUGAGCCUUGAUGACAAGCAAUUAACAUAUCUUCCACCAAUCAUCCAUGGAGGAUUCAGGAGCUGCUUCUAGUUAUGAUGUUAAGAGUACUUGUCCUAGAGGACACUGGAGGCCUGCUGAGGAUGAAAAACUCAGGCAACUUGUUGAACAGUAUGGUGCACAAAACUGGAACUCUAUUGCAGAAAAGCUCCAAGGAAGAUCAGGGAAGAGCUGCAGAUUGAGGUGGUUUAAUCAACUUGACCCUAGAAUCAACAGAAGGCCAUUUACAGAAGAGGAAGAAGGAAGGCUCCUUGCUGCUCAUCAUAUUCAUGGAAACAAAUGGGCACUAAUAGCUAGACUCUUUCCUGGUAGAACCGAUAAUGCAGUGAAGAAUCACUGGCAUGUUAUAAUGGCUAGAAAACAAAGAGAACAGUCCAAGCUAUGUGGGAAGAGUAGUUUUCAAGAUGGUCUUAGCGUCUCCAAGUUAAGUUCAACUGGUUUUACUCCAAGGAAAGCAAGAUGUCAAGAGGCUUUUAGCUCAGGAAUUGGAGACAAUAGGUUUUUUGAAUUUCAAAACCUCAGUAAAGAAAGGGUUUUCUCAGUCUCACCCUCAUCAAUUUCUUCACCAUCUGGGACUUUUACUUCAUCAAUAAUGAUGGCUUCAAAUAAUUCAUCUUCAGUCGAAUUCUCAAGAACAGAUGGAAAAGAUUAUUUAUUGCCUUCUGGUUCUAGUUAUUACUCCAUGGAGAGCUCAAAGUUUUUAGAUCAAUCUCUAUAUAAAUAUCAUUCAAACGCUUCAGCAUAUUGUAGCAGCUUCAGAAAUUCCAGUGCAUUUGGUCUCCCAAACUACAGGACGGUCGUUCCUAGUCCUUUUGGCUACAUUAAACUUGGUCAUAAUUAUGAAACUAAUAAUGGUGUGAUGAAGGAGUUGAUGAGCUUUACUGAUAAUGCACCCAAGCUAGCAAAUAUUAGAGUGAGUAAUUCCCAGCAGGAGCAAGAGGAUGAAUCCAUCAAAACGAAGGAUGUUCCUUUCAUAGAUUUUCUUGGUGUUGGUAUUUCUUCUUGAUCAUCAAAACCCAUUUUAUUUAACUAUUUUUCCUAGUAUACAUAACAGUUUAGCUUUGAUUUUCCAAUGCAUCAUUAAUUUUUAUCGUACAUAUUGAUAAUGAACAUGCAAAAGUUGAGCAGAAAAAUAUGCUUAGCUUUUUAGCAGUUAGAAAAAAUUUCUUCAAUACCCAAUAUUGUUUCAUAAGGCAUGGGCAAGUUUUCAGAUGAUAUUCAGUCAAUUUAUGAGUUUUGAUUUGGAGGACAUGAUUUUUGUUCUCGAGA